Vitis riparia (riverbank grape) is the source of this 1639-nucleotide messenger RNA. RefSeq names its product traB domain-containing protein. Bases 37 to 1338 code for a protein of 433 amino acids. The record is from RefSeq and is a predicted model, not a curated record. The transcript has 9 exons. Lineage: Eukaryota; Viridiplantae; Streptophyta; Magnoliopsida; Vitales; Vitaceae.
UGUAAUGGAGAGUUUGGAGACUAGAGAGAGACGUUCAUGAUACGAUCGACUCGCUCGAUUUGCCUAGUGAGACAGUUCGAUUCGCCCGAGUCACUUCGUUGCUUGGCCGCUGUCCUCAGCCGGACGCCACCAGCCAGACCUGUCGCCGGCGCGUACUCCAUCUCUCAUUCCCGAAAUAUCCCUGGCCUCACUCCGCGCUUCUGUUUUUCGCAAUCGCUAAACCCCAAAAGUACUGUUGCUGGCCUAUCUGGGAGUUGUAGGAGAACUGAGUCACUAAUGGCGUCGAUGGAACCCGACUGCCCGUCUCCGGGACUUAACAUCGCCUCGGAGGACUUUGUUCACGUGGAUAACCCUGAUCUCGAUCCUAUUCCUAACCCUAAUAUUGAAACCUCUCCUGAAGAUUUUGUUUCGGUUGAUGACCGUCAACAUGACGUCGCAUCUUUGAAUGCGGAAGCUGAAGGUUCGGAUCGGAAUAGGGUUCUGCCGGAGGAGCUUUCGAGGAGUGUGGUGAUGCUUUCUUGCGAGUCCUCAGCGGAAGGCGGUACCUGCGAUGUCUACUUGGUCGGAACCGCUCAUGUCUCGCAGGAAUCAUGCAGAGAAGUUCAAGCUGUAAUCAGUUACUUGAAACCAGAGGCUGUUUUCUUGGAGCUAUGCUCAAGUCGAGUGGCAGUCCUUACUCCUCAGAGUUUAAAGGUACCAACUAUGAGUGAAAUGAUAGACAUGUGGAAGAAACAGCAUAAUCUCUUGGGAAUACUUUAUAGCUGGUUUCUUGCCAAGGUUGCUAAUAGGCUUGAGGUUUUCCCUGGUGCUGAGUUUCGUGUGGCAUAUGAAGAGGCAAUGAAGUAUGGUGGCAAGGUGAUGCUUGGGGACCGCCCAAUAAAUAUUACAUUGCGGAGGACAUGGGGAAAAAUGCCCCUUUGGCACAAGGCAAAACUAUUAUACACUAUAACUUUUCAAGCAUUCUUUCUACCAAGUCAAGAGGAUCUAAACAAAAUGAUGAAGGAAAUGGACAAUGUCGACAUGUUGACUCUUGUGAUUCAGGAGAUGAGCAAGGAGUUCCCCACUCUAAUGGAGACCCUUGUACAUGAGCGAGACCAGUUCAUGUCGUCCACAUUACUAAGAGUUGCUGCUAAGCAUAGUUCAGUAGUUGCAGUUGUUGGAAAGGGUCACCUGCAAGGGAUUAAGAAGAACUGGCAGCAGCCUAUUCAGAUUACGUCUCUUCUGGAACCUCCAUCACAUAGCCCGGCUGUUUCUGCUGUGAAGAUCCUCACCUCUCUGGGUGCUGCAAUCGCUGGGGUGGCAAUAAUUUCCGGUAUAUACCUCGCAGUUAAGAAAUAACAACACUGGAGUUGCAGGUGGACAUUUCUUCUUCUUAUGAAGUUUUUGUUAGGACGGUGUUACCGAAUCACAAUCAUAAGUUGACCCAGAAUUUUUCUCAGGAAAAUGCUCCUCUCCUUUCCUUCUUCCAGUCUAAAAUCCUCAUACCCCUCAUGCCCCAAAUAACAAAUAAACUAAAAAUAAUGUAACCCUGGUUAGUUCAUAUAAAGCUUUGGUGUGGCCAUUUGAUUGCUACCUUAUUCCUUAUUACUUCUGACAACAUUUUCCAAUAUUUAUAGAAGAAUUGAAAUGUUUUCAUGUU